This is a messenger RNA of Cotesia congregata, 4076 nucleotides long. NCBI's taxonomy places the organism in Eukaryota, Metazoa, Arthropoda, Insecta, Hymenoptera, Braconidae. The record is from the annotation of a GenBank genome assembly.
AUGACGGAACCAAGGCCAACACAUUGUGGACUGUGUGGAAUUUAUCCAACGUGGCUCCAAAAGCGCGCAACGCCACAUACCUUUAUUUUGGUUUAUGGUUUUCUGGGACUUGUACAGGCGAUGGCCUUCAUUUAUAUCGUCGUCACGCUGACGACAUUAGAAAAACGAUUUAAAAUUCCUAGUCAAACAACAGGUAUCAUAUUGUCUGGGAACGAGAUCUCACAAAUCCUGUCAUUAAUUCUGAUGUACUACGGGGGCGCAGGACACCGCCCAAGAUGGCUAGCAGCCGGCGUAGGAUUCAGUGCAUUAUCAUGUUUCAUUCUAGUGAUUCCCCAUCUAAUCUACGGUCCUGGUAAGGCAGCGCUGGCUUUGACUCAAGAGCAUUUGGAAGAAAGCAUUUUUUUAAAUUCAACAAAAGCCGGCUCGAGUAAUAGCCCGACUUACCUCUGUCCCGGGACGAACGAUCACGACAAAUGCGAUGAGGAGGAUCUUAUGGACGGGAGUUUACUGCCGCGGUUUUUGGUAUUCAUGUCCCAAUUUGUCCUCGGGAUUGGCACUACUCUGUACUUUGGAUUGGGACAAACUUAUCUUGAUGAUAAUACCAAAAAAUCAAACACCCCGAUGCUUCUUGGAUUUACUUUUGCAUUAAGAACCACUGGACCAGCGUUGGGAUUCAUUUUAGCUUACGCUUGUUUGAAGCUUUACAUUGUACCGAGUCUACAUCCAGUUAUUACUGACAAAGAUCCAAGGUGGUUGGGUGCCUGGUGGUUGGGAUGGAUUAUUCUCGGGUGCUUGCUUCUUAUUUUUGCUCUACUUAUCGCUAUGUUUCCCAAACAUUUGCCAAAAGAUAAUAAAAAAAAAAACAACAACAAGAAUAGGAUAGAAGGUGAAUUGCCAUUAAAAAUUCACAACGGAAUCGAACGGGUACCAGAAUUACCGCCUAGAAUUGAAAAAUGUGAGGAAGAAAACGCGCAUCAGCCUUCGUUAAAAGAUUUUCCGGUGACGCUGAAGCGCGUUCUUUCGAAUAAAAUUCUCUUUUGCAACAACUUGAGCGCUGUAUUUGGAAUUUUCGGUCUACUUCCUUACUUCACCUUCAUGGCCAAGUAUCUCGAGGUACAAUUUAAUACUUCGGCAGCUGGGGGUACUGUUAUAACAGGUCCAAUUGCGCUGGUAGGCAUGGUGCUGGGGUUUUUGGGCUCGGGGUUUUUCAUAAGCAAAGUUAAGCCACGACCUACAAGACUUUUGAGCUGGAAUGUAUUCGGUGGAUUUGUUGCUUUUUUUAUACAAAUAAGUUACAUUUUUAUUGGCUGUAACCAAGUUCCUAUUGAAGGAGUCAAUUCUAUUACCAUGGAGGUUAAUUUUACAACAGCGUGUAAUGUUGGAUGUAAUUGUGACGGCGUUAAAUACGCGCCAGUGUGCCACGAAGCGUCAAUGACAUCAUAUUUCUCAGCGUGUCACGCUGGUUGCACCAGUUUAAUUGACGCCCGGCACUACGGCAACUGCAGUUGUGUACCAAGCACCGCUAAUUACCUUGCACCCGAAAAAUACUACAAUGACAAUUACAACCAAAAUACGAGCCAGCCAAUACCAGACGAUACAGUUGUCCUCGGGCCAUGCCUAGGAAACUGCAUUAACUCGUACAUAACAUUCAUUGUGCUGAGCAUGAUUUGCCACUGCUUGAUGUCGACUGGCAAAAUAGGAAACGUGCUGAUAAAUUAUCGGUGCGUACAGCAGAAAGACAAGAGCGUCGCUCAGGGAGUCACCCUGAUGUUCAUAUCGCUUUUUGCGCUGAUACCUGGUCCCAUUGUUUACGGAUUUAUUUGCGAUCAGUCUUGUCUCAUCUGGGAAAAAUCUUGUGGGACUACCGGCAAUUGCUGCAAAGAUUUGGAUUUAUAUGGAGCCAAUGAAGAUAAACUUAAGGGAAAUAAAGUACCCGAGUGCAAUAUGACCAAAAAAGAAACCGCGGAUGUAAAUAAAAAUGGACCGGAGAGCAAACUUCUUCUGGACACUUCGCGGAACUUAACAGUGGAGAACAAUAAGCUAAAGACCACCUCGCCUACCUCCCUACGCGGAAUCGAUGACAUUUUCCGCGACCUACCACUUACCGACGACACCUCUUGCGGUAUUUGGUUUUUUCGCGGGCCUAAUUUACAAAAAUUCGCCAAUAAAAAUGCUUACGUAUUUCUUUACGGUGUCCUUGGAUGCAUAUUCAGUGCUAGUUAUGCUUACUUCAAUGGCACUAUUACGACUAUUGAGAAGAGAUUUAAAAUUCCGUCCAAGACCACUGGUCUCAUCACCGUUGGAAACGAUAUUUCUCAAUUGCUUGUAUCAGUGGUCUUAUCUUAUUACGCUGGUCGAGGACACAGACCUCGAUGGAUUGCCGUCGGUAUUUAUACGGUAGUAAUGUUUUGUUGUUUGACGAUGCUUCCUCACUUUUUGUACGGGCCUGGUGAAGACGCGCUUCAAUUGACGAAGGAAUACGGCGGGAAACCGGUAAACUCAUCAGAGAGUGACAUGCACUGGAGUGGGAAUCGCGAGCGAAAGUUUCUGUGCCAAGGUACGGAGAACAGCAAACCUGUGUGUGAUGACACCGAUGGGAGUAAUUUCGCCCCCCAAGUGCUGCUGUUUACAGCCCAGCUCGUUUCUGGGAUCGGUGGAUCACUCUACUACACCCUCGGAGUUUCAUACAUGGACGACAAUAUUAAAAAGUCUAAAACACCUGUUUCGAUAAGUUUUUCAUACUUUCUUCGUAUGCUGGGGCCGGCCAUCGGCUACGGACUGGCAUCUUUUUCGCUCAACAUAAUUGCGCUGUUCCCCAAAACACUGCCGAGGGCUGCGGCGCGAAAAGUGUUGGCGUUGGAGAGGAGCAAGUCGACCGCGAGUUAUCGCGAACAGGAAAGACUCGCUGAGAAAAAAAAUCUCGAUGAAGACGGAGAAGAUGGGAACGGCAUUGUCGACGACGAUUUUGAUGAAAAAUCCCCCGAAGUUCCAGCCUCCUUCGAAGACAUGAUUGAAACAUUCAAGCGGCUUUUGAGCAACAACACACUCAUGUGCAAUAACCUUGCGACAGUUUUCUAUUUUCUGGGGUAUAUGCCCUACUGGAUCUUCAUGCCCAAGUACAUUGAGACCCAGUACAAGCAGUCUGCGAGUGUGUCAUCGCUGAUCACUGGGACAGUCGGUUUAGUAUUCAGCGCUUUUGGGAUUUUGUUAUCCGGCUUGGUGAUCACCAAGUACAAACCUAGAGCAAGGUAUUUAGCCGCCUGGAAUAUCAUUGUCGGCGCGGUCUCUGUCAUGGGAAUGAUCUCGUAUGCUUUCCUCGGCUGCUCGGCUAACGACAAUCAGGUGAUGAGUAUCCAAGACACCAGUGGAGAGUUAAAGACCCAGUUUCCUUGUAAUGAAAACUGUAAUUGUGAUUAUGUCACUUACAACCCAAUAGAUUCAAAUGGAACGAAAGUGUACACGGAUUGCAGUUGCGUAAGAACGAGAUACUCGCGUGCAUCAUUCAACAAAUCGGAAAUGAGCUUAUCGACGGGAUUUAAAUCUUCUACGACCCCUGAAAUGGGAACAGCGGUACCGGGGCCUUGUCCGGUAGACUGCAUGCACAAGUUCUACCUAUUUUUGGCGGUGGUCUGCCUCCUAAAAUUCAGCGGUGCCACAGGACGAGCCUCAAAUUUCCUGGUUUCCGUGAGAUGCGUCGCUGAACGUGAUAAAGCCGUGGCGAUGGGUUUCGGAUUGACGAUAAUGAGUCUGUUCGCAUUUAUUCCCUCGCCCAUACUCUUCGGGUUUAUUCUUGACAAGACUUGCCUCGUUUGGGGCAAAACCUGCUCCGGCACUGGCAAUUGCUGGUUAUACAACGGUGAAGCUCUUAGGUAUUUACUCAACUUUACUGCUGCAACUUUCGUAACAAUAGGUACAUUUUUCGAUAUUGGAGUGUGGUAUUUCGUAAAAGACGUCAAAAUUUUCGACGAUGAUAUCGAGCUGAACGACGUUAAAGAUGAGCCACUACCAGAAUCAUUGUAACAUAUAUUUAUCAUUAUAAAUAAUGCACUUAGUUUAUAUAAGCAAACAAAAAACCA